AUGGGAAAAUUCGAGUGCAAGCCAUCACUGCUACGGGUGGCGGGAUAUGGUAAAAUUCGAGUGCAAGCCAUCACUGCUAUUGGAGCUGCAAUCCAAUUGAAGUUGUUACAAGGAGAAUACAAAGUGCAAAUAAGCAACACCUCUGAGCCCACAUCACAAACAAGCAUGGAGCGACAUACAAAUGCAAAUACUUUUAGGUCAUUGCAACCUCGAGCAAAAGAAAGAGUAAAAAUAUUAUGGUCUUCGCGACCUUACAAAAGACAAUCAUACAUGAGCAAUUGUUUAUACGGUCAUUUAGACCUUACACGACUUCAAAAUAAUCAAACUACUGAAUUCACUCCCAAAACCUCGGUGAGCAACGAGCCAACGGGGGAAGGUAGAUUGAGCUACGACUGCGAGUUGCAAAUUGCAAGACGGCGUGAGCUGUGGGCUACGAAAAAUGUGAGCUGCAAGCUGAUAAUAAAGCCUUGA
This is a messenger RNA of Striga asiatica, 471 nucleotides long. NCBI's taxonomy places the organism in Eukaryota, Viridiplantae, Streptophyta, Magnoliopsida, Lamiales, Orobanchaceae. The record is from the annotation of a GenBank genome assembly.